Molecule: messenger RNA, 6193 nt
Organism: Xiphophorus maculatus (southern platyfish)
Lineage: Eukaryota; Metazoa; Chordata; Actinopteri; Cyprinodontiformes; Poeciliidae
Gene: adam22
Product: ADAM metallopeptidase domain 22
Exons: 32
Coding region: 612-3557 (981 amino acids)
Biological process (GO): proteolysis
Cellular component (GO): postsynaptic density membrane
Molecular function (GO): metalloendopeptidase activity
Source: RefSeq, a predicted model, not a curated record
CCUUCUUUAUUGCGGUGAAAUCAAUUAUUCUGUUAAAGCCUCACGGUUAUAAUAAUGCUCAUCUCAUUAUCUGUCAUUUUCUCAAUUUUCUCUGAGUGGGGGUGGGGACUUGGCGAUCUGAAGCCCUGGCAGAUGAUGGAGUGAGUCACGAUAAUAGCAGGCGGGAUUGUGCAGGAAUGGCUCUCUUGCAUUAAUUCACCGCGGAAGAUCUUUUCUACCAGCCCCGUCUCCGGAAGCCCGGGGCCCGUAGUUUGUCUCCAUCUUCUGCUUCCUCCGCUCAUAUUUAUGCAUUAGGCGUUUCUGCAGUGAGCCGCUGGACGUUGAUGUUUUUAAGGAGGUGUCCCCACUCCUCCCUCUUUCUCUCUCUCUGUCUCCCUUUCUCUUCCUUCGCUCCGUGCCGCCGUCGAUCGGCGGGGGUCUCGGUGCGCUCAGACGCGCUCUGCGUUCAGACUCGUAAGCGACCCCACCGAUGGCCCACCAUAAGCGGGACUGCUCCGACCAGACGAUCCGCUCCGGCUGCAGCAGCCUCUCCUAGCGAAGGCAGAGCUGCGAGAGGCUCCUAUUUUGGAAUACCGCAUUGUUUUUGAUUCCCUACCAGAGAGAGAAAGGUGAUGAUGCUGAGGAUGCCAUGGUGGAUUUCCCUUUUGUGCGUCUGUGGGUUGAUGCACGUCGGUCACCAGAGCAGCCUUGAUGCCUCAAAUGGAGACGCCUUCUCGAGCCUGAAAGCUCUUCGCGAUGCGGGCAGGUUCGUGGGGAAGGAGAACACGGUGCCUCUCCGGCUUGUGUACAGCAGCCAAAACCACAGCCAGAUUACCCACGAUGAGCUCAGCACCAGGGUGAAGGCCAGCCCCGACUCCACGCAGAUGGAGCACGUUACCCAAGCAACCUUUCAAGUUGACGCUUUUGGAAAAACAUUCAUUCUGGAUGUAGAGCUGAAUCAUGAUCUCCUGUCUUCGGGAUAUCAGGAGAGGCAUUUAUCAGAGAAUGGGAAGAUCUUCGUCACCAAAGGAGGAGAGCACUGCUACUACCAGGGGAGGGUCAGAGACGCGCCUCGCUCCUUCGCGGCGCUCUCCACCUGCCACGGACUGCAAGGGAUGUUUUUCGAUGGCAAUCACACCUACACGAUUGAACCUGGAGGACAAGCCAACAACAGCGGCAAUCUUCAUAUUCACUUGAUAUACAAAUCUGCUGGACAGGAGGAGUUGAGUGAUCUCUUUGGUGGGGAUUUACCAGAGCCGCCUUUCCCCAGUCCGCCUUUCCCUGAGUCAAAAGUUGUGCACUGGAGAAAAAAGAGACAGGCUCCACGUUUGUCACGCAGUGUAGAAGAUGAGACCAAAUACAUAGAGCUUAUGGUGAUCAAUGAUCAUGUCAUGUAUAAGAGGCAUCGUCUUUCCGUUGGGCACACGAACAAUAACGCUAAGACAGUGGUCAAUAUAGCUGACAUGAUUUUCAGGGAGCAGCUCAACACCCAAAUUGUGCUCGUCGCUAUGGAAACCUGGUCAGUGGACAACAAGUUCAACAUCGAUGACGACCCCAUGGUGACGCUGAAGGAGUUCAUGAAGUACAGGAAGGACUUCAUCAAGGAGAAAUGUGACUCUGUUCACCUCUUUUCAGGGAACCAGUUUCAUAGCAACCGGGGGGCGGUCUCCUAUACGGGAGGAGUUUGUUCUCUCACCAAAGGAGGGGGAGUCAAUGAGUAUGGUAAAACAAAUGACAUGGCCAUCACCCUGGCUCAGGCUUUGGGUCAGAACAUCGGCAUUUUCUCCGAUAAGAAGAGGAUCCUCAACGGUGAAUGUAAGUGUGAUGAUCGAUGGGCGGGCUGCAUCAUGGAUGACGUUGGUUUCUAUUUACCGAAGAAGUUUACUGAUUGCAACGUGGAGGAGUACCACAACUUUCUGAACAGUGGGGGAGGAGCCUGCCUCUUUAACAAACCUAUGAAGCUGCUGGAUCCGCCAGAGUGUGGUAAUGGCAUUUUGGAGGCAGGAGAAGAGUGUGACUGUGGCAGCACUGAGGAAUGUGCCAAAGAGGGUGAGAACUGCUGUAAGAACUGCACUCUGACCAAAGGGUCCAACUGUAGCAACGGGCUAUGCUGCAGAAACUGCCAGAUGGAGGUCAUGGGAGUUUUGUGUCGAGAUGCGGUGAAUGACUGCGACAUACCAGAAAAAUGCACAGGCAACUCCAGCCAGUGUCCACCAAAUGUGCACAAGAUGGAUGGAUACACAUGUGAAAAAGAUCAGGGUCGCUGCUUCAAUGGAAGGUGCAAAACAAAAGACAGACAGUGCAAGUACAUUUGGGGAGAAAAGGCGACAGCAGCUGACAAGUUCUGCUAUGAAAAGCUCAACAUUGAAGGGACAGAAAAAGGAAAUUGUGGGAAGGAAAAGGACACCUGGAUCCAGUGUAACAAACAGGAUGUUCACUGCGGCUACCUGCUGUGCUCAAACAUCUCUCCCGCCCCGCGGCUGGGCGACCUGCAGGGAGGACUCACCUCUUUCUCAGUCGCUCAGCACGGUGCCCCCCUGGACUGCAGCGGUGCGCAUGUGCUGAUUGACGGAGACACAGACCUGGGGUACGUCGAGGACGGGACGGCCUGCGGAACAGACAGCAUCUGUUUGGAUCACAAGUGUCUGCCGAUUGAACAGUUCAACUUCAGCACCUGUCCUGGCACCACCGCCAAGACCAUCUGCUCUGGACACGGAGUGUGCAGUAAUGAGCUGAGGUGUGUGUGCGAACUGGGCUGGACAGGAGACGACUGCUACUCCAGGUCUCCGUUCAGUAACCUUGUGGUGGGACCGACCGCUCCUGUUUCAGGUAUCACCAGCACCAACAUCAUUAUCGGGGCCAUCACUGGCUCCAUCCUCUUCCUCGCUCUCAUACUGGCUGUCACAGCCUGGUGCUACAAGAGCUACAAAAAGAGACGAUAUGCUGAAUCUGAGGUUCACAGGAGAUUCUGCCGACAAAUUCCCCCCGGUGACUAUGUCACCAAACCCGGGGAUGCAGAUUCAUUUUACAGCGACAUGCCUCCGGGCGUCAGCACCAACUCCGGAUGCAGCUCCAAGAAGAGGUCAGCCUGCCUGUCCCACCUGCAGAUUUGCACGCUGUCCUUCACUCCAUCCUUCCCAUCCAUUUCUCAGAACUUCUCAGUGUUUGGCUUCAGAUCUAACGGCCUGUCCCACUCAUGGAGCGAGAGGAUUCCAGAUGCCAAACACAUCACCGACAUCUGUGAAAACGGGAGACCACGGAGCAAUUCGUGGCAAGGAAACCUCAGCGGUAAUCGGAAGAAGCUGAAAGGGAAGAAGUUCAGGGCUCGCUCCAACUCCACAGAGUAUUUAACCCCUCGCAACAAAUCAGAGUUUUAUGAUGUAACUAAAUGGGUAGAAGAUGUGAAUAAAAACACUCAAGGACCUUUCCUUAGGACACUUUCCCCUGCCAAGUCCCCGACUUCUUCUACAGGAUCCAUUGCAUCCAGCAGAAGAUACCCAUAUCCCAUGCCUCCACUGCCGGACGACCAGAGGAAAGCCAACAGGCAGAGCGCCAGGCUUUGGGAAACAUCAAUAUAACUCUGACGAAAGCUCCUAAGAAAGUACACAAGUCUCCUUUUCUACACACAGAAAACCGAAAAAAAAAGCAUAUAAAAUUGACUCUAAAGCUCCUAAAGAGAGAGAAAGAGACAGACAGAGUGACCGGAAUAGAAAGGACGUAGACAGACAUCUAUUAGGGUGAACAAAUAUGUUCGGGGCGGACUCUGCAAGAAGACGCAGAGAAACGAGCCUCCUGGAGCUCAGACCGAGCUGUUCGUUUGUGCUGAAGCCUCAAAAAUCGGACUGGACCCCCCCCCCCCGAACUCUACACACCUUUCAUAGAUCAGCUCUUGUCACAGUCUCUUCAGACACACCGUCACCCACCCUAAGGCGUUGGAGCUCCUCUCUGAAGGAAGCGAAGGAGGCAGAAAGAAGCUAUCACAUCUCUCUUGAGUCUGCACUGACUGAUUUUUGCAGGAUGUUGUUUGAAUUGGAAGUCCAGCAUUGUGUGCAUGAGAGAAGCCCUGAUUAUCAGCUACAUCUACCCGGCAUAAAGAAGAGCAGCAGUCUGAUUUGAAGGGAAAGCAUGCAUCUGCAUUAAAACUAACCCAUGUGUCACCAGAUAUAUUUCACUUCUUGAACCGAUCCUGCCCUCCUGUUAUUCCAGUUCCCCAGAAAUUUGCUGUUGUGUGUGUAAAUAUGUACAGUAAAGUACACACAGAGUAUGCUUGUGCUUUUAUUUUGAAAGACAAAAGCAUAGAGAAUACUCAGCUCAUUGUUUUAGCCGUAGACAGAGGCGAUGUCUGUAGAUAAAUAUGAAGACCCUGCACUGUCCUGUCAGGGUUUCUAUUUUUGAUUGUUUUUUUGUUUUUUUCGUCUUUUCGGUGGAUCUUCCUCGCUUCAUCCAUCAACAGCAGAAUGUGUCUUUUUACAUCAUGUUUGCAUUAUUUUCUAAUAAUCUCUGUGAUAAACUUGCAGAUGAUUGUGACACAUUUGGAGCUCAGACCUCUCCGGACGAGUAUUAUUUUAGCAUAAAUAAGAUAGUUCUCCGUUCCAUUUCCCAUUGAGUUUAAUGGACUCGGAUGUGUUUGCUGUAGUUUAUAGACGUGCCACUUAUCACUUAUCAUGUUGUUUUUGGAAAUGUGCUCCCUGAUUGUACCUGGGAAUGUUUGAGACCAGUGUGCCGUCCCCCUUUUUUCACAGGAAAGUCCCUCACUUCACCUCACUUGAAUGUGAGCCGUAGAGACGAAUGUGGCCGGCUGAACUCGAACUGGAUCUGUACAUUUUUUUUAAAUGUGCAUUUUUGGAUUUAGCUGUGAGGGUUCGAGUUGUUCGAGCCUUUGUAAAUGAUUAACUAUGCUGUACAGUGCUUGCUGUUUGAGCUUGUGAAGACCAAUGGCAUGGCCGUUCUAUAUCUUAAGUUAUAUCUCCGGUUGGCUAAGUGUGAGACCAUAACGAGGAAAACGAGCAUGUCACUGAAAGUCUUGAGCCCUGCUCCGUUUGUCUUAACGCGGUUUGUGUCCCUCCGCCGCUCAGCAGUGGAACUUCAGAGUCAAGUCGUGUUUCUGUCGCACCUGUGCAGCUAUUUAAGGUGGAUGUCCUGCUUCCUAACAGCAAGUUCUUCGUACAGUUGCGACUCGUUGCUCUACCUUGUGUAGAAGCCGUCGUCUUAAAGCUCUGAGUUUGUCAUUUUACGAGUGUUUCUGUUCCUCUUUUACAUUUGUACUUCAUGUAUGCAUUUGAUCUGUAUAGGUAAAGCCAUCCUCACAAUAUUGAACUAAUAUUGCUUCAAACAUCUUGUUUUUAAGUAUCUUUUCAAUGUUCACCAUUUUGUCAGCAUUACAGGGUUCCUACAAAAUUUCAAGCUCUCAUAAUCUCUGACUCAAAUUUCUGGAGUUUUUCUUUUUUUUGCCAUUCAGGACAUUUGAGUUCAAAACAUUCACCUACAGUCCAUGAAAAGUGCUUGCACCCCCUUACAGAUUUCUUUGGCUUUAUCUUUUUGUGUCCCUCAAAAAUGUUUAGAAUGUUUAAUUUCAGAGAAAGAUCAUUUAAAUUAUUUAAAAAGUGCAGUUUUCAAGAAAAAUUAUAUUUAUUGAAAAAAAAAUCUUUCCAAACCAACCUGGCUCUAUUUGAAAAAGUUAAUUAUCCCCUGAACCUAAUAACUGGUUGUGCUACAAUUGGCAGCAACAACUGGCUUCAGAAUAUUUUCUGAUAAUUGGCAAUCAGUCUUACUGUGGAGUAGAUUUAAUUUCACGCAGGUCCAGGUUGGUUUGGAUAGUUUUCCUUCCUUAACAAAUAAAACCAUCAGUUCAAAACCUUUUGCAUUUACUCAAAUUAUCUUUGUCGCUAUUAAAUGUUAUCUAAAAGGUGAGGCACAAAACAGAAUAAAUACGUAAAGGGAAAUGCAUAAAAUAGACAAAGUGUAAGAACCACCAGUUCUUUAAAAUCCUGACUGAAGAGGAUUUAGUGGCUAAAACAGCACUGGGAAAUUGCCUUUUUGAUUUCUAAAUGUUUUCAUACAUAAUUUCUCUGUCAGUAACUCAAAGUCAAAACUUGAGUUGUGAUUUGGCACAUCUGGGAUAAAACAAAAAUUAAGACAUUUUAAAAAUGAACUUAUUUUUCAGGAAGUUAAAAUUUUAUUUUUUCACGGAUCAAACAACGAAUAUAGCUGUGAA